AUGCCACCGUAUGACCUUAACCGUCACAAGAAUGGCAUGAAUAUGGUUGUUUUAUGGCGACACAUGCCAUUCCUUGACUUCGGCUCUGAAUUAUUAAAGGAAGAAAUAUUCCUAAAGCACGCCAGGGACUCUACAAUGCUUAGCUUGCGUUACCAGAAUGAUCAGAAAAGCAAUCCGCAGUCACAGUCGUGUUAUGUUUUGUUGUUGCAGAUGCGAGGGGUUGGACGGCAGGAUAUAGCUGUUCUUCUGUUCGUUCUAUCGUGCGCAUGCGUAUAUGGUAUGAAAAUCGACUUUUCACGGCUACGGCAACUCAGGAAACCAUACAUACUUGAGAAAAAAUCUUCUUUAGCACCAGCAAACAGUUGUCCUCCUGACAGGCCGUUUUUAUGUAAAACAGCCGGGGCAUGUAUACCAUUGGAAUACAUCUGUAACCAUGUCAGGGACUGCCCCGAAGGCUUCGACGAGAACCCUCGUGUAUGCAACGCAAAAAACAGACCCUCCGUAGAGGAAAUAGAGGAUUUUCUGCUAAAGAACGAAAACUGGAUAAUCCCUAAAUUUUUUGACGGAGCAGACCCAGAACUGGUAGCCCACAGUCUUGCAACUGCAUCAGACUUGGAUGAUUUGAAGUUGAUGGUUGGGAUGAGCGAGAAUGCUGCAGAUAAUCUUCAUGAGGCGUUUGAAGCAGUGCUGCAGGGUGACGAACGACCUUUGAGAAAAUUAGGAAUGCCAGAGGAAGAAUGGUAUGACGUCAGCUACAUGCUUGACAAAUUCCGGACAGGAGGACUCAAAGUCUGA
Molecule: messenger RNA, 795 nt
Organism: Ylistrum balloti
Lineage: Eukaryota; Metazoa; Mollusca; Bivalvia; Pectinida; Pectinidae
Product: neuropeptide prohormone-4-like
Exons: 6
Coding region: 1-795 (264 amino acids)
Molecular function (GO): protein binding
Source: RefSeq, a predicted model, not a curated record